This is a messenger RNA of Alternaria atra, 3546 nucleotides long. RefSeq lists its product as uncharacterized. Gene Ontology annotation, biological process: endosomal vesicle fusion; autophagy; vesicle-mediated transport. Gene Ontology annotation, cellular component: fungal-type vacuole membrane; cytoplasm. The record is from RefSeq and is a predicted model, not a curated record. The transcript is spliced from 3 exons. The coding region runs from base 1 to 3546 and encodes 1181 amino acids. Lineage: Eukaryota; Fungi; Ascomycota; Dothideomycetes; Pleosporales; Pleosporaceae.
AUGGCAGAAGCAUCUUCCCUAUCGCAGCGACCGCCUCCGCUCGAUGGUCCCUACAUCCUCCGCAAGCUUGUCGCAAGCCUACCGCUGUCUGCUGACGGCCCCUCUACUGACGCGCGCAUCACAUGUGUGGAAGUCUGGAACGGUAACCUCUAUGUUGGUACAUCCGCCGCUGAGAUCAUCCACUUUGUCCUACUACCACCGGAAACCGACGACCCUUCCGAAGAGCCUACUGCCAUUAUCGCCUCUAGAUUGGAACCGCCACACAACGACAACAACGGGCCUGGUGUGCAGCAGAUCCUGUUGCUUCCCAAGAUCAGCAAGGCCUGCGUAUUGUGUAACAACACCCUCUCCAUAUACUCGCUACCCGAGCUGAGCCCAGACUCGACAUUCAAACCAAUCGGUUGUCUUUGGGUUGGAGGUGUGGACUUGAACGAGGACAUCGAUGGGUCUGCAGAGGAUGGUGUAGUCGUCGUCAUCGGCCUGAAGAAGCGGUUGCGACUGGUGCAGAUAGCUGAAAACUCCCCCCCGAAAGCGAUCAAGGCAAUCGAAUAUGGAGGCUGCCUUGUCUCCGUGCGCCGAGAUACCUUCUCAUGCGCUGCCGACGCCCACUCGUAUGCCCUUCUGGAUGUCGUACACCAACAGAAGAUAGGCCUGUUCCCAAUCUCAUCCUUGGACCCAGAUGCCAGCGAUGUCGGCGGAGCUGCCGAGCAUUUAGCAACCGUACCUAGUGCACCCUCUAGAAGUGUCUCUUCUGCAAGUCCACAUCCACGAGGUCCAGACGAGCAGCGUGGCCACGCUCGAAGUACCAGUUUAAACGUGCUUGGGCUGGGCGGUCCUUCUAGAACAGCAAGUCCACGGCCUCCGACGCAGCGAUAUGGAUUCGACGUGCCAGAGUCAUUGUCUAGGGAUGUGUCACCAGCCCCAGCACGUUCCUCUGCACAAGCGUCUAUGGGAGGUGAGCAAUCUGAGAGAUCAUCUAGUCAUCCUCGUGCCGGUGCAACCUCACCCGACAAACCUCUACCACCAUCUCCCCCAGGAGAAAAUAGGUUACAAGCUGAGGAGCCUGCGCUACCACAACCGCCGCCGUUCACUCCCUUGAAGCCUCACGUCGCAUCACCAAACCCAAACGAGUUCCUGUUGACGGUCGGCACAACACCUUCUGAUCAAGGAGUAGGCAUGUUUGUCAAUCUGGAUGGGGAUAUGUGCAGAGGUAGCAUUCAGUUCAGUAGUUAUCCUGAUGCCAUCGCCGUCGACGGGUCAGGGAUGGACUUCUCGGCAUCUCUCAGUCCAGACAUGAACGCCGAAGAAGGCUACGUGCUGGCCGUUGUGCACCGAGAGAUCGAGGGCGAUACUGCCUUUGGUGUUGAGAUCCAGCGAUGGGAUGUAGACCCAAGUGCUGGAGAAGUUGAAAAGUACUGGCUCGACUUGAGCCCUUUCGGUUUGCCAGUUCACAGCAAAGGCUCCCACAUAUCGACGCCUAUAGGUAUGCGCACCGUAGUGCAGCCUUACAACCUCGUGAUUCCAGAAGUGGGCGCAAAACUAAUCGUUCGGAAACUGCAAAUUGCUUCGUCCAGAGAAGUAGCAGGAGAGGCCACACUAGUUGCGAAAAGCCAAACAACAGCCGAUCGCGAAUUUGCAGAGCGUCUGUCCAAGCUACAGUCACAGACUGUCGUCUGGGCUGGUGACCAAAUAUGGUGGACGGUACGCAACCCAUUGGUGACCCGGUUGGAUUCUCGAAUUGAGGCUGCACAGUAUGCGCUGGUCGGAAACGUGGCACGCAUUCAGCCGGAUAGGGGGACCAUAGAAACGAUUUUGGGCGACAUUCGAGGACAGGAACCGCGCAACGAGUCCGAAUAUCUCAGUCUCAUAUACAUUCGUCAAAAGGCCUCGCUUAUGCUUUUCAUGGACGUGGUCCUGCGUACGAAGGCCAACAUCAUCAUAUUUGAGAACGAGAAGCGCAUCACAGAACAAGCGCUCAUCGAGGGCGAGAUAGAUCCGCGAGUUGUCUUGAGCCUGAUGCCGAUUCUCUGUCAAGAAGUCGUCCAGGGGUCAGACGGCAUACAGAUUUACGGCGGCAUCACAACGUUAGUGGAACAUUUCUUGCAACAGAAUGACCUCGCAACCAUGUCGACAAACGUCAACGGCCCUUUUGGUGACAAUUUAUUGCACUUCGUAAAACGCUAUCUUCAGUUUUGGAGAAGACGCAAAGGAAUGGCAAGUGUGACUAACGACCCCUCAGUGUUCAGGACUGUCGAUGCGGCGCUGCUCCACAUCCUUCUUCUCUUGGAUCAAGGCAGCCCAAAAGGUACUUCCAGUCCAGGCGCUCAACGAGCAGAACUCUAUGACCUAGUAGAUAAGGAGGUAGAGUGUUUCGACCGUGCUGUUGAAUUGCUAGAGCAGUUCAAGCGUCUCUUCCUACUCAGUCGCUUAUACCAGGGCAACUGCAAGGCUUCCGUCAAGGCGUCCCACGUGCUGGCGACCUGGAAACGAAUUCUGGAAGGCGAAGAAGACAGGGGAGGUGAACUUGUAGAUGGCGAACAGAAGGUGCGCGACUAUCUACGCAAGAUUCGGGACCAGGCACUUGUAGAAGAAUACGGCGCGUGGUUAGCAAAUCGGAACCCCAAACUUGGUGUACAGGUAUUCGCCGAUGAUCAGAGUAGAGUCAAGUUUGAUCCUACCCGAGCUGUUCCUUUGCUGAGAGACAAAGCGCCAGGCGCGGUCAAAGACUACCUGGAGUAUCUUGUCUUCGGCCAAAAAAAGCAUCCUCAGUAUGUGAAUGAACUCAUCGCUUUCUAUCUCGAUAGCGUCAUCACAGAGCUUGAAAAAAACAUCGAAUCGCGAGCGACGCUAUCGCAAAGCUACGAAACAUACCGUAUCCUGGAGCCGCCCAAACCAACAUACUUCUCCUUCAUAAGCGACAAUGCUCUUGGUGCAGAUUGGUGGCAUGCGCGUAUCCGCUUGCUCCAGCUACUAAGUGAGACAUCGUCUUACGAUGUGAACACUGUUUUGUCACGCCUGCGGCCAUAUAAGCAAGAGCUGGUCUCCGAGAUGAUCAUCUUAAAUGGUCGACAAGAACGACACGAGGAAGCGUUGAAAUUACUCACCCAUGGUCUUGGGGACUAUAACACUGCUAUAAGCUAUUGUCUGUACGGUUACGCCUCGAUACAUCGACGUGCUACGCCUGGCGCACCCCCCGUUUCACAUAGUCAGAUACCCACUCGUCCCGAGCAGUCACGCAUGUUUGGACACCUCCUGAAAGAAUUCUUGACCAUCGAGGACCUUUCACAGCGUGUUGAGCGCACAAGUGAACUUCUCGAACGCUUUGGAGGCUGGCUUGAUGUCGCCGAUGUGUUGGCAAUCGUGCCGGACGACUGGUCAGUAGAUGUGUUUUCUGGAUUCCUGAUACAGACACUACGGAAGCUAGUGAGAGAUAAGGCAGAAAGUGACAUUGUGAGAGCUCUCAGCGAUGCGCAGAAUAGUCAGAUGAGCAGCGAACUAGUGGAGAAAAGAGACAAAGUGGGCGCUGCGUUUGAGAACGCGGAUUAG